GCACCUGCGCAUGGUUACUCUAAAUGCAAAACAAGUGUCUUUGGCGUGAUAAGGGCCGCAAUCAAACGAUUUCAUUACUUAGUGGAACAAUUGCAAGCUCGAAAACUAUGCCAUAGGUGGAAUCGCUAUAUAGGCAGUCAGAGUGGAACCAACAAGAUGCAGAAGCAAGAAGAGGUGCUGUCGCGCCUGCGCCCGAUAUUCGACAUAUUUUUGCGCGAGAACUUUUCCACUACCAACAAUGUUUACUUUGAGAAGCUCCUCACGCACUUGCAGGCCAAGGAGAACGCAUUUGUGCUUCAGGCCCCUUUUGUGGUUGACUGGGUGGAUAGGGUCAUCACUGCAUUAACCGAGGAUUUUAACAAGAUCCAUCCGAAGGUAGUUUCUUUUAUGUUAAAUCUGACCAGCUAUCUGGCAAACAAUGAGUGGAUGAUUGUGCGCCUCCGAGAGCUGGAUAUAGUAAGCAGAGCUGUUAAACUCCUUCAGGCGGAACACAACUUUAGUCCUUCUAUAAAACUGGGUGGGAUUCGUCUUAUGAAGGCCAUCACCGUGUAUAGUAUGGGUUUGGCGUUCCUACGUAUGCACCGCAUCUGGACCCUGCUCAUCCAGUAUUCCAACAACGAUCACACAUUAUAUGUGGUACGGGAAGCCCGGCAGGUGCUCUACAAUAUGCUGUACAAGUCCUGCGAUAAGCUGCAUGACAAGGCCGUUACCCUGGAGAUUCUCACCGAGAUCAUGAAACCAAUCCACGACAAUCUGUACAAGAGCACCGACAACGAGGAGCGCAUCCACAUCAAGGUAGAUGACAACGAAUUGCUACACAGAAUUUCGGCCACUUUGGACCUGCUAUCGUACAUCCUUCAGCAGACUUUGGUGCACGAGGAGCGCACCAGUUUGAUUGCCCUGCUCAAGGAGCAUCAUGACUUCGAGAUUACCAUUUGGAAGCUGAUUGAUAUGACUCACAACCCUUACUUUAUUGAGAAAAUUUUCACAACGCUGAGCAGUUACAACUUUGCUCUGCUGAUGCAUGAAAAGCUGCUGAAUACGGAUGCCACCGAGCCUCCGGAGGAGUUUACAGAGUUCGGGUUGGCAUUCUUCAAUCUCAUGAAAUUUUUUAUUACCCGCAAAGACGGUGUGAGCUUUGUGAAGUUAGCUGAGCUGAAUCAUGUUUUGUGGAAAAAAUUGGGCACUCGCGCGCCGAAGGAAAUCGUCAUCCAGCAGGAACGCGUCACGUUUGAAAACCAGUUAAUCUGCUUCCAUAUGCUGCCUCUGCUCUUCUCUAUGAAGUAUGCUCAGAAAAUCGCCGAUGAGGAGAAUAAAGUGGAACUUUUCGAUGCGUAUGUUGUUAAGUUGCUAGAGAUUUCGUGCGAGCAGACUCUUCGGCUUUGCUAUACAAUGAGAGAUACAUUCUUCACAGCAGACGGAAUGGCGGUGGGUCUUGUCACGGCUGGAUUAGCAAACAAAUGCAUUCACAGCCUUUUGGCCCUCGAAAAUGUUCUCGAUCGGGAGCAGGCGGUUACUGUAUGUCAAGCACUGCUCUAUGUGCUUCGCGAGGCAGUAGCCCUGAGUGUCAUCACAAACAAUUCGCAGGAUGACUGCCAUAGUGUCAGUAGCGCGGGCUCCUCGUACCUAGAAAUGUAUCCACGAGGCACUGAGCAAGUAGUUAACGAUCCAAAGGUACUGCACUCCGUCAUGGUGGGUCUGCGGACUCUUAUCGAACGGUUUAAGAUUACAUGGAAGGAGUCCGUGGAGACCAUUGGUCUGGUCAACUGUUUGGCCUUUGUCCUGGAGAACACAAACAUGGAUGCCAGGUGCACUGUACAGGCGCUAAAGCUAGUCCAGCUGGCUGUAGAACACUUCCUCUCCCCCAACAUGGCUCUGUUGGUGGAUAACUUGCAAGGCUCAGCGCUGGUUUGUCUGGGUCCCAUUAUCGUAAAGCGAAUGCACGACACGAUGUGGGAGGUGCGUGACACAACUCUGGAGCUCACUACCUCUAUUGCCAGUAUCUCCCGCGUCAAGUUUCCCGCCUUCCAAAGGUUUUUGAUCGACUCAAAGAUUCCCCCGAUUGUUUACGAAAUGGCUAAGAAUGAUUCGGAAGUCUAUGUAAGAGCUUCGGCAUUUAAAUGUCUUUCCCAAAUGGUAUCCAUAAAUCUAUUGUGGGAGAAUGGUCUUAGCCAACUUGACCUUGUGGACCAUCUUCUGCAUGUUAUGUAUCGGGAAAACGAUGAUAUUGUGCGAGCUGAAGCCAUAAUCACACUUAUGAAAAUCUACGAACACCGUAAGAUCCACAACAAGUAUAAGAACACGCUUUUCUCAACCCUUAACUAUUGUGUAAUUGGAGAUCAUCAUAAAGAAGUCAAGUUGAAUGCCCUAAAUUUCUGGCGCCGGGAGUUUUACCGUCAGUUCAGCAACCAGGGUAUGAUUGAUGGCUCCUUUCCCACGGUUACUUUUUCAAAGGAACAAAAAAAGAUUGUCACUCUUACGGAGAAAGAGAUCCAGACUAGCAUUGCCAAAGUAUUUGGCGAGGUACAACAGUACGGAUAUUUUGGCGUCCUUCUCAAGUGUUUGCGAGAGGAGACUUCGAUGGAGGUACUAGAACUUCUUAUUAUGGGCGUUAGGAUAUUAAAGGAAAAAUUUGAACGCUACAAGGGGAUGAUGGAGGAAAUCGAAAUGAGAUCGCCGCUCUCGGAAAGCGAUCUUCCAACCUUCAGUUUCCCGCACCAACCACAGCAAACGCCUAUUUCGAAUCAAGCACCAAUUAAUUCCAGCGAAGCAGAUGAAGUAAUUGAGUCCAUUUUGAACUCGCAGGAUGCCCAGCUUUUGGAGAAGGCGUUUGAGACUCAGAUGCAGAUAAACGAAGAGGGAGGAACUGCGGAAAAGCGGCACAUAGACGAAUUCUACUACAAGCAGUUUGCUGUACCACUACGACAGUUUUUCGAGGAAUUAAAGGCUAUUGACCUGGAGCAGUUGGUCAAGCAGCAUCAAGAGUGGUUUGAGUGCAGAGAGAAUUUUACCUCUCUGCUGGAUGAUAUCCUCGGUGCAUUAAAGCGCGACGAUGAGAACAUGAUUUCCGACUGUUAUUAGUUCCGGGCUAAGCCGAUUAUAAGUUCAAACCCUGUGUGAAGUAAGCUAAACGUGCUUUUCCUUGAAAUAUAAAAUAUUUUUGAUAACUAUAUACAUAUUUAAGUAUUGCGCAAGAAUUGAGAUUUUAUUCCGCCGACGCGGGAAACAAUAAACAAAAAUUAAAGCUUAAAAA
Drosophila eugracilis is the source of this 3253-nucleotide messenger RNA. RefSeq lists its product as uncharacterized. Lineage: Eukaryota; Metazoa; Arthropoda; Insecta; Diptera; Drosophilidae. Gene Ontology annotation, biological process: positive regulation of protein phosphorylation; DNA damage response; cell population proliferation. The coding region runs from base 157 to 3081 and encodes 974 amino acids. The record is from RefSeq and is a predicted model, not a curated record. The transcript is spliced from 6 exons. Gene Ontology annotation, cellular component: nucleus.